Molecule: messenger RNA, 5456 nt
Organism: Amphiprion ocellaris (clown anemonefish)
Lineage: Eukaryota; Metazoa; Chordata; Actinopteri; Pomacentridae
Gene: ccdc120a
Product: coiled-coil domain containing 120a
Exons: 12
Coding region: 1835-3478 (547 amino acids)
Source: RefSeq, a predicted model, not a curated record
ACCUCGUCCUGCCGGGUCCAGACCUCCAGCCUCUCCAAUGCCCACAUCGACCACACCACCAAACCCGCCGUCAUCUUCCGCAUCGCCGCCCGCAACCAGAAGGGCUACGGACCGGCCACACAGGUCCGGUGGCUGCAGGAAUCCACUAAAGACGUCAAACCUGCUGUGAGGAGAACCGGCACUCCUGAUCACAGUAAACCUAUUGGACCAAAGAAGUUCAGAACCGACCAAUAGGAGGACUGUGAUUGGUUCCUGUCGUCUUAAGCUCCGCCUAGCACCUGGUUCCCAUGACGAGGAGGAGGAGGCGGAGUUUUGAGAGUUAUGUAAAGGACUUGUAGGAUAUUUGUACAUUAUUGACCAAUCAGAGUUCUUCUGUGUUGUCAUGGAGACGGCAUGUGGGCGGAGUCAGUUUAAGGUGAAUAUAGAUGUAGCUGAUAUCACAGGUGGGCGGGGCCCCUGCAAAGGGGCGGGGCUAACAUGUUUUUCAUUUUUAUAAAGUUUUUCAGUGGUUUGUUUGUGAAUAUUUUUGGCACAAUAAAGAUUUUUAGAGCAUUUCCUGGUUCUGACUCCAGUUCCUGGUUCCAGUUUAACCAGUUUCACUCCAGUAUUGGAUCAGAAGAACCAAACCUGGGUUCUACAGAGGUUCUAAUCAGUUCUGAACCCAAAUACAGAAAAUGAGAAGCUCAGAGAACCUGGAUCAGUAUCAGCUGACUCUAAUCAAUAUUUUUAUUGGUCAUCUCACGUUGGUUCUCCUGCUUUGAUCUUUUAACUAUUUUAGAACAUUUUUAGUUUUAAAUAUUUUGAUCUUCAUUAAUGGUGAUUUCAAGUUUUGUAUUUUAGGGCGGAUCAGUGGUUAGAACCGCCGCCUCACAGGGAGGAGAUCCCUGGUUCUGGUUCUGGUCUUUCUGCACGGAGUCUCCAGGUUCUCCAGGUUCCUCACACAGUCCCACAACAUGCUGAGGUUAACUCGUGAUUCUAAACUGUCGGUCUGUGUAGCCCCGUGAUAGACUGUUACCUGUCCAGGUGAACCUGUGAUAGGCUCCUCCCCCUAAUGAGGAUUAAGGUGUAUAGAUGAUGGUGGAUUAAUUUUAAUAAAAUUAGUUUUUUCCAGAGGUCUUAUAAUUGAAAUAUUAUUAUAUUCUUAAACAUUUUUAAAUAUUUAAAAUGAAAUCUUUCAAUAUUUGUGAUGUUUGCUGAUGAAACCUUCAUGAAUUCGGUUUAUUUUCUGUUUGAAGUUGAAUCUGACCUAAAUCUAAAUCUCAGAUUUAUUUCUAAAAGAAAACAAUCAAAUAAUGAAAUAUCCGUGACAACCGGAAGAGAAACUGAAACUAAAGCUACGUCAUCCAGGUGAGUCCGGAUCGAUCAUUGCCUCAUGGAUUAUUGAUUUUUGUUUUUUCAUGUGAAAACCUCACAAACAUCUUCCGCGGAGCUGCCGUGAGCGCGCAUGGGCGAGGACGUGGGCGUGCCCGCGGCUGGUGUCGUGAGCGCGUCUCGUGCUGCUGCCAGCCUCAGAGAGCGCGAGCCCCUGUUGUAUCGAUGAGGAGGAUGAAGAGCGACGAUCUGAUCAGACCGUCGAUCAGCCUGAUCGACCGGAGCUGCAGCUGAUCAUCGAUCAUCGAUCCGCUCAUGUGAGGCUGCGCGCGCCGCAGCGGGAGACAAUCAGCCGGUUCUGGAGUCCGGACCGGGUCACGUGACGGAGCCGCAGGUGGAUCCAGCAUCCGAUCAGCUGAUCAGGUCAGCAUCUCUGAGCACCGUUCAGCUCCUUCUGCAGGCUGAUCUGAAAACUGCAUCUAACCGCUAACAGCUAACAGCUAACAGGUGGGGUCCUAACUGGAUGGCCACAGGAGUCAACUACUGGAGCUCUGAUGAACCCAGGUACAAGGUGAGUCCCAGUGUGUGGGCAGGUGAACAGGAGUGGAGCAGCGAGGACGGAGGGGGUGGAGUCACAUGGGAAACACAAGCCAUGGAGGUCACAGGUCAACUCAUCUCACCUGACCCUCUCACCUGUCUGGACAGGAAGCAGAGGGAGCGAAUCGUGGAGCUGCAGGAGAAGAGGCGGAGCCUGCAGACACUACUGAGCACGCGAUUAGCUGAGCUGAGGCGCAUCUGUCUGCAGGAGGCGGAGCUGACAGGUGCGGUGCCCAGUGAGUUCCCCCUGGAGGCAGGAGAGAAGCCCCCCUACAUCCGGCGGAGAGGUGGAACGUCCCGCCACGGAACCAGGAAGUGUCGAGUGGAGGAUGACGACUCUCAGCGUUCGAAGUUGAAGAAAACUUUAUUCAGCGGAGCUCUGAGGAAACACAGCGACUCUGAACACAACGCACACAACCGGACACACACACACCAUGGCAAGAGGACCGUGCACAGAGGCUGCCACACAGAUGAAGGAGUGUCUCAGUGUCGCCUCCCGCUGGUCUCUGCCAGUUCUCCAGUGGAUGUUUUCUACCAGAACAGAACCAGGAGGAACUCAGUGCACAUCAGGUCGGACCAUCCAGAGACCCAGAAGCCCCUCCCCCUGCCUCCCCUCCAGCCUCCCCCUCCCCCCCCUCGCUCUCAGGACUCCUCCUCCUCCUCCGGACCCUCGGACCCCGGGGCCGGGUCGGAGGGGUCCAGGACUACGGCAGCCCACCGUAGUAACAGCUCUGACGGCCUCCUGGACCGCAUGGCCCCCCAAGAGGAGGAGGGGGGGGCGCAGCAGGGUGGAUUGUGGGUAAACGGUGUGCCGGAGUCCAGGGGGGCGGGGCGUGGCCGAGGAGGGCGGGGCUAUGGCGACGUCCUGUUGGACUACGUCUGGGGGAAACAGCAGCAGCUGCAGCGGCAGCAGUCACAUGGCGGUCGGCAGCCAAUCACAUCGCAGCACCAGCUCUACAAUGGAUACUCCACCCAGCAGGGAGCCCCGCCCACCUACCGCAGUCACCACAGCGACCAGCGGCGGGUCACGGUGACGCGCACCAAAUCCUGCGGCCCGUUCCUUCCAGCACAGCAGACUGAUACCCACAAUGCCCCUCUGCCCGCCAUCCAGCCUGACCCCCACCCCCACCUACUGCCCCCAGCCCCCCCACAGCUGCCCCCCUCCCAGGACUCCCAGCUGGAGGAGGCGACCCGCAGCCUGCACAAGGCCCUGGCUCUGGAAGGUCUGAGGGACUGGUACCUGAGGAACACCGUAGGCUCCUCCAACCAGAACCAGGUGAACAGUAAAGCUGCCCCCAGGGUGAGCAGAGGGGUCAAAGGUCAGCACGGUGGAGGCGGAGCUCUGCAGUGCAGACGGACGACUCACGGCGUCAUUCAGCCAUCGACCUAUCAGACGGAGACGAGUCAGCACCACGCCGCGACGCAUCACAAACCCACGCUGCCGCACUCGGCCACGUUCCACGGACAGCCGCUGACCGGCAGGUCUGUGGCGGGCUCGCUCUACCACAAAAAGGAAGUUCCUCUCAGAGAGCCGGCGGCUGACCAGCCGUCUCCCGGGACCCUGGUCUGACCUCUGACCAAUCAGCAGCCUCAUCUGAAGCCCCGCCCACUGCGAUGUCACACAGGCAGUGAUGAUGUCACUGUCUUUGUGGACCUCAGGGCAGAGCCUCGGGAGGAGACUCCAGGUGUGACCUCACCUGGAACCCAGCAGGUGGAGCUUCAUAUCAGGGACCUCAGCAGAACUGAAAUCAGGAGUUCUGCAGCCAAAGACUCGCUGGAACCCGCUGUGAUGUCGCUUUCUGCCGUGAUGUCACGUUCUGCUGCCUGAUGGUGGAUCCUACAGGGUGGGGAAACCUCAGGUCCUCGGCCCAAAACAGGGUCCCACAUUCACCGACACAUCCAGCAACCCCUGACCAAAAACUACCAGCAAGUUCUCAGUGCAACACACCAGCCAAUCAGAGCAUAGCUACAGACCAGCCAAUCAGAACACACACCAGCCAAUCAGAACACAGCUACAAACCAGCCAAUCAGAACAAAGACCAGCCAAUCAGAACACACACCAGCCAAUCAGAACACAGUUACAGACCAGCCAAUCAGAACACAGACCAGCCAAUCAGAACACAGCUACACACCAGCCAAUCAGAAAACAGCUACAUACCAGCCAAUCAGAACACAGACCAGCCAAUCAGAACACAGCUACACACGAGCCAAUCAGAAUGCAGCUACACACCAGCCAAUCAGAACACAGACCAGCCAAUCAGAACACAGCUACACACGAGCCAAUCAGAAUGCAGCUACACACCAGCCAAUCAGAACGGAGCUACACACCAGCCAAUCAGAACGCAGCUACACACCAGCCAAUCAGAAAACAGCUACAUACCAGCCAAUCAGAACACAGACCAGCCAAUCAGAACGCAGCUACACACCAGCCAAUCAGAACACAGACCAGCCAAUCAGAACGCAGCUACAUACCAGCCAAUCAGAACGCAGCUACACACCAGCCAAUCAGAACACAGACCAGCCAAUCAGAACACAGCUACACACCAGCCACUCAGAACGCAGCUACAUACCAGUCAAUCAGACUGUAUUGAUGCGUACUGAUGUGUUUUAUCAGGGCUGAUAUUUAUUAUUGCUAAUCAGGGAGAUCGAUAACUGAUAUUUUAUCAGCUGAUCAGUGGAAGCUCCAGGCUGGAUGAAGAUGUUUAGAUGUUUUAAUGACCUCAUCGAUGAGGAGUUCAAGGACCAUCGGACAGUUUGGUUUUUACAGCGUCUCCUAAUAAAUGGAGUCAUGUUGCUGAUUUUUUAAAGAGUAACUGUCUCUGGAACCUGCCGGCAGGUUUUUAAUUUCAGAUCAGACAAUCGAUCUGUCACCGCUCUUCCCAAAGUGGAACCAGGACCUCUGGGAUGGGUUCUGCCGUCUCUUUUUGAGGUUUGUUGUGGAUGUUUUUGGGGAACUCUGCUGUUCUGUAGCUUCUUCUGUCGCAGCUACGAUUCCUCAGGCGUCCAACAGUCCGACAGACUCCAUCCUCACAGGAGACGAGCAGGUUCUGGUUCUGGUUCUGGUUUUGACAUCUGCAGUCGGAACAUCAAGAGUUUCAGAUCGCAGACAGAACCGAGCAGCAGAUGGAUGACUUCUGUUCAGUUUCUGUAUUUUAAUCUGCUCAGACAAUCAGACUGUUUUAUACCGACGACGCUGACAUCCCCAGCUGACAUCACCAGCUGUUUUCUAAGGCGAUCAGGUGACCUGCAGACCCCUCAGGUGAGUCCAGACAGGAAGCAGCAGGUGAAGGUCUGGACUUGAUGUCUCUGCACUAAAACUGCUGCAGUCGAAGUACCUGAACUUCAAACAUGGUACUUUUACUGCGUUCCUUCAUGUAGAACUGCAGUUUCCUGAUUCUCAGAGGUGAAGAUUUGCUGCUUUCAGUCAUUUGUUAAUAAUCAGGGAUGUUCUGAUCCGAUCAGGGAACUUCAUCCUGACCUUUAUCUCAUGUUUGUACAGAUUAUUGAUCAUCAGCACAACUGAUAAUCAAUAAACAGCUAAUCAAUAA